CAUUGACUGGCGCACGCUUCUUCAAAUACAUUGACGUCCCUGCCGCGCCAUCUUUAGAAAACAGUGAGCCCAACACUGAAUGAAACUUAAUUUUCGUCGUCUGUGAUCGCUGUUCGCUGUAUGGAGUGAUAUCCUUGUGUUUCCAGGUGUUUGAUCAGUAAAGGUGAUCAUGGGGAUCAAGACUCCGCGCGCUCGGGUCUUCUUUGACAUCGGCAUCAGUAAUGUGCUCGUUGGCAGAGUUGUGAUUGAAUUAUUUUCAGACGUCUGUCCCAAAACUUGUGAAAACUUCAGAUGCCUCUGCACAGGUGAAAAGGGCAUUGGAAAGGGAACCAUGAAACCCCUGCACUACAAGGGAUGUCUGUUCCAUCGAGUCGUAAAAGACUUCAUGAUUCAAGGAGGAGACUUCAGCGAAGGCAAUGGACGAGGAGGGGAAUCCAUCUAUGGAGGCUUUUUUGAAGAUGAAAGCUUCGCUGUUAAACACAACAAGGAGUACCUGCUGUCUAUGGCCAAUAGAGGCAAAGAUACAAAUGGAUCACAGUUUUUCAUUACAACAAAACCUUCGCCUCAUCUGGAUGGGGUCCAUGUGGUUUUUGGUCAUGUGAUUUCUGGCCAAGCGGUUGUUCAAACCAUGGAGAACCAGAAAACGGAUCCUAAUAGCCGGCCGUAUUCUGACGUGAAGGUUUUGAACUGUGGAGAGCUUGUCCCUAAGUCCAAAGCAAAGAAGGAUGAAAAGAAGAAGGAGCGAGCGUCUUCCAGCUCCAGCAGCAGCUCCAGCGAGUCUGAGAGCUCGUCACAAUCCUCCUCGGAGUCUGAAGAAUCUGAGAAGGAAUCUAAGAAAAAGAAAAAGAAGGCGAAAAAGCUCAAAAAGAAACAGAAGAAGAAGGAAAAGAAAAAGUCCGAGGCUGAGAGUGCUGAGGAGAAAGAACAGGAAGAGCUGGUUACCUCCACUGUGCGUCCUGAAGAUAUCCCAGCCAUCCCAGAGAACCGAUUCCUCAUGAGGAGGAGUCCACAGGCGGUCCAGAAGACAAAAGAAGAGUCCGAAAAGGAUCCGCCAACCAGAGAGGAAAGACCAAGAGAGAGUGCUGGCACAAGAUAUAAUUCUCAGUCAUCCUAUAACCGAAGACUUGUGAUGACAAGAUCUGGGAGGAAGAUAAAAGGCAGGGGUCCACGGCGCUAUCGAACUCCGUCGCGCUCUCGCUCAAGGUCCAGAGAUCGUUUCCGCCGCAGUGAGACCCCUCCACACUGGCGUCAAGAGAUGCAGCGUCAGAGGAUGAGGGCGGUCACCGGAGAGCGCUGGAUAAAGGGGGACAAAGGGGACAUGGUUGAGGCCAAAGAAGAGGCUGCUAAAGCUCCAAGACGAGAGAGACGAACCUCCGACACAAAGCAUGAACGCACAGCUGAGGGUAAAAAAGACAAGAAAAGCCGGUCACAUAGAUCCAAAAGCAAAGAAGAGGACACUGCUGAAAAGGAUGACAAGCAUAGCAAACACAAGGGAAAGAAAAAAGAUAAGUCUCAAAGCCGCAGUAAAAGCAGAGAAAAGAGCAAGAGGUCAAAAAGCAGAGAGAAGAGUCACAAGCAAAAAAGUGAGGACAGAAAAGGUCGCUCGAGGAGCAAAGACCGAAAUAAGAAGGAAAAGGAGUCCGAGUCUGAUCACAGUAAAGAUAGAAAUAAGAGUCACGAUGAGUCCGAUAAAAAGGCUAAAGAGGAUGCCAAAGGUAGAAAUGGUGAGAAGAUUAGGACAAAGUCCCAAAGCAAGGAAAGACAAACUUCAAAAGAUGAACAUAGAUCCAGUAGCAGAAACAGGGACAGGAGCGCACCUGCUGUGCCAAAAGACAAAGAAGAAAAACGAGAUAAAGACAGAGACAGGGGCCGAGAGCGUAGCAGGAGUCAGGAGAGGCGGCACAACAGCGAGAGGGAGAAUAAGAAACGAGGAACAUCCAGGGAUAAGGAACAUCGGACGAGAAGUCCAGACAGAAAUAAGCCGAGAGACUCCCACCGAGGCAGGCGCUCGAGAAGCAAGAGUGAUAACAAAAGAGACCACAGCAGAGAUCGGUCGUCUCAUAGAAAGGACAAAGAGUCCGACAGACAGAGGAGAAGACGUAGCAGCAGCUCAGACAGUGAUAGAGAUGAGAAGAGGAAGCGUCGGAAGAGUCAAGAUUCCAAACGCAGAGAAGGAAAGAGUUCCUCCAGAACUAGAGACGGGAGAAGCCCGAGACCAGAUAGUACAAAGGGCAGAGACCGACACGACAGCAAGAGGAAUAAAUCGAGCUCUAGCUCAAGCUCUGACAGUGACUGAGCCUGAUCACAUCCUACAGGAACACAAUUAAAUUUUAAAAGUCUGUCGCUUAUCUUACACCCACUAAGCAUGCAGCUUCAUUUCAAAACUGUGAAUACUGCUCAAUCUUACAAUGGCAGACUCUUGACUUGUUUUAGGUCUGAAUGAAAGUCAUGGAUGCGUCCCUCACUAAGAGAUGGUUAGCUGAUGCUGCACAGCCCAUUUAGUGUAUGUGUGUGUGUGGGGGGGGGGGGGGGGGGGGGGGGGGAUUAGUGACUGAGAAAGAAAUGUAUGCACUGCAUCAGCAGUAAGGACCAGGUGUUCUUUUGACUGUACAUGACCACCUUUGAAAAGGCUGUAUUUUUAUUUUGGAUUCUGUGGUAAAUUAUUUUUUGAUUUUACAAUAGCUGAAAUUUCAAACGGCUUUUAUUGCAACAGAAAUCCUUUAUAAUGUAUUUUUUCCCUCCUGAAGAAUAUUAUCCUGUAUUUGUUUUAAUUUUACUCUGUUGGGUUGUGGGAUCAGUUCCGUCUCUAAGUUUGGCAAAUGUCUAAUGUUUACUCUUAAAGUUAUUUUUACUACAACAAUCUGGAAAAGAACAUUUGUAAUUUCUUGCAUGCUUAUCCAUGUCAUAGUUAGAUAACAUGUGUAUCCGUGACUUUGUCUUUUUUUUGUUUUUGUACAUCCAUGACCUUAAACUGUAAUCCUAUUUGUUAGCCUGGGUAUUUUUUUUUUGAUAGGAACAAUGUCAGUCAUGCUGUAAGAACAACAUAAAAAUCAUUUGUAUAA
Molecule: messenger RNA, 3062 nt
Organism: Eleginops maclovinus (Patagonian blennie)
Lineage: Eukaryota; Metazoa; Chordata; Actinopteri; Perciformes; Eleginopidae
Gene: ppig
Product: peptidylprolyl isomerase G (cyclophilin G)
Biological process (GO): protein folding; protein peptidyl-prolyl isomerization
Molecular function (GO): peptidyl-prolyl cis-trans isomerase activity
Source: RefSeq, a predicted model, not a curated record